Molecule: messenger RNA, 2228 nt
Organism: Coffea arabica (coffee)
Lineage: Eukaryota; Viridiplantae; Streptophyta; Magnoliopsida; Gentianales; Rubiaceae
Product: receptor kinase-like protein Xa21
Biological process (GO): protein phosphorylation
Cellular component (GO): membrane
Molecular function (GO): protein kinase activity; ATP binding
Source: RefSeq, a predicted model, not a curated record
ACUCACUAAAUUGUACCUGGGAACAAAUCAACUGUCAGGAACUAUUCCAGAAGGAUUUGGAAAUUUUGUCAACCUAUAUCUCCUUACCCUUGAAGAAAACCAUCUUACAGGGGUCAUUCCAAGAGAUUUUGGCAAAUUACAAGAUUUGCAAAGAUUGCGUCUGGACCAAAAUGAGUUGUCAGGACAGAUAGUCUCCACCCUAUGCAAUGCCACAGGUCUAUACCAUCUGAACUUAUCAUUUAACAAGUUUGAAGGGGGCAAUAUAUUUGACAAUGUUCUUAUGAGAUGUCAAAAUUUGCAAUAUCUGGAUAUAUCUCAUAACAACUUCACUGGAAUUAUAUCACCACAAUUUUUGCAGACGCACUCAUCACUGAUGUACAUCAAAAUAGGUGAAAAUUCAUUUAGUGGUUCUCUGCCUCCUGAAGUUGGAAAGCUUAUACAUUUGGUGGAUUUCAAUGUUUCCCACAACCAAUUUGCUGGAGAUAUACCCAUAUCACUUGCUGAUUGUUCAAUUCUGGCGAAUCUUUCCAUGCAGGCCAAUUUUUUCCAAGGAACAAUUCCACCAAAUUUGGCUUCUUUGAAGAGCAUCCAGCAAAUAGACCUUUCAAGUAAUAACUUGACUGGAUCAAUACCAAAGGAACUUGAGAAGCUUCAAUAUUUGAGGUACUUGAACCUUUCCUACAACGACAUCGAGGGAGAGGUACCAAACACAGGGAUUUUCAGCAAUGCAAGUCAAAUGUCAUUGAUUGGCAACAACAAACUCUGUGGAGGCAUUCCGGAAUUGGAGUUCCCACCUUGCUCAGUGAUUAAGGGGAAAAACAGAGGAAAGCUGAAGGUUAUCAUAUUGCUGUCCAUUGUUUUAUCGGCAACGCUUAUGGUUCUUGGUACAGUGUUGUUAUAUCUCCUGGUAUAUCGAAAAAGAGAAAGAAGACUGGUGGCCGGAUUCUCUAGCAUGCCUACAAGAGUGAAUAAGCUCUUGCGAAUUUCUUACCAUGAACUUCAUCGUGCAACUUCGGGAUUUUCUCCAGAAAACUUAAUUGGUUCAGGACACUUUGGAGCUGUCUACAAAGGCACACUAGAAAAACAUGGCAAUAAGCUUGUAGCAGUCAAAGUUCUUGAUCUUCAAAAGAAUGGGGCUUCCAAAAGUUUUAAGGCCGAGAGCAAAACAUUGAGAAACAUUCGCCAUAGAAACCUCGUGUCUAUCGUGAGUUAUUGCUCCAGUAUUGAUUCCAAAGGUGAUGAAUUCAAAGCUCUAGUCUAUGGGUUUUUGGAAAAUGGGAAUCUGGACUUGUGGUUGCAUCCUGCAGAGACAGCUGAUCAAGCAACAAGCUUAAGAAGUCUUAAUCUUCUUCAGAAGCUAAAUAUUGCAAUUGAUGUGGCUUCAGCAUUGCAAUAUCUUCACGACCACUGCGAAGCAGAGAUUGUUCACUGUGAUCUAAAACCAAGUAACAUUCUUCUUGACAAUGAUCUUGUUGCCCAUGUGGGUGAUUUUGGAUUGGCAAGGCUCCUCCCAAAACCCAACGACAGAUCUUCCGAGCAGGGAACCAGCAGUUCUAUAGCCGUAAAAGGGUCAAUCGGUUACGCAGCUCCAGAGUAUGGGCUGGGUCAUGCGGCAUCAACUCCGGGGGAUGUCUACAGCUACGGCAUUCUUUUGCUAGAGAUGAUCACAAAGAGGAGGCCAACAGAUGAUAUGUUCAUGGAUGAGUUAGAUAUACAUAACUAUGUUAACAGGGCUUUGCAUGAACAAGUCUCCGAGAUCGUGGACCCGUUGCUUCUUUCUGAAGGAAGAGAUGAAAACAGUAGAAUUACUCAUGGAGAGGAAACUAUUAAUGGUGGAAGAGAGAUUGAUUGCAUUAUUUCCCUAUUAAAAAUCGGACUGAUGUGCUCUGCAAAAUUGCCAAAUGAUCGGAUGCACAUGAAUGAAGUUGUCAGAAAAUUACAUCUCAUUAAGGAUGUCUUACUUGGUGUGAGGGUACAUCAAGAAAAUCUUCAAGUUUGAUAGCCACAGCUGCUUGCUGGUCUAAAUCAAACAAGAUGAAGUUGCUAGUUCGAUGAACUGAUAAAGAAGACAUCUAAGGCUUUUUCUUUGAAAAAAUGAAUGGAUGAUUCAAAUACAUUCCUAGUCUUUCUUUACAAGAAUUGUAUGUUUUGAAAGGUAGUCAAUUGGCUCAAUUCUGCUUGAACAUUUUUAUGCUUCCAUACUAUGCUUGGAUCUUAUGCUUCCAUAA